AUGGGCUGGCUUGCGACCUGCACGGGCUACCUGGCGCCAAUGUUCAUCAUCCUCUCGCCCAUCCUCUCCUAUGGCGACCAGGCCGUCUCGAUGCACCGCAAAAAGACCAGCGCGGGCUUCUCUCUCGACAUCCCCCUGAUUAUGCUGGUCGCAUCUCUGUUCAGAAUCUUCUACUGGCCCGGCGCACGAUUCGACUCGAGCUUGUUGAUACAGUCCCUGAUCAUGGUGGGAAUGCAGGUGGCGCUCCUCAAGAUUGCUCUCGAUCACCGACCUGCCCCUUCGAAUAAAGGCGGAGAGUCCGGGCUGCCAUUCGCUGCUGCCGAGGGCCUCUUUUCCCAGCGGCCGUAUAAUUUCUGGCAAUGGAGGUCACCGAAGCCAUAUUGGCAGUUCGUGGUCUACCUCUUCGCAGGCCUGCUCGUCUGCGAAGUUGUCAUGUCCAGCAUCCCUCCCGUCUAUUCCAUGUACUCGGUCCUCAUCGGCUACAUUGGCCUCUCCGUCGAAGCCACGCUCCCGAUCCCGCAGAUCCUCGCCAACGCGCAGUCCAAGUCGGUCAAGGGCUUCCGGCUGUCCGUGCUCGCUAGCUGGAUCGGAGGCGACGCCAUGAAGAUCUUCUGGUUCUUCACCGCCACGUCCGAGAUUCCCCUGGCCUUCAAGAUCUGCGGCAUCUUCCAGGCUUGCUGCGACUGCUUCCUCGGCGUCCAGUACUUCAUCUACGGAGAAGGCGAGAGCACCGUCAAGGGCCACCCGCUGCAAGACUUCUCCAGUCAGGAGAUUGGAGCGCAGCAGCAGGGCAGGAGUACGACGCCCACACGGCGGUCGGCGCCAUUUAGCGACUACGAGAGGAAUUAG
Molecule: messenger RNA, 849 nt
Organism: Trichoderma asperellum CBS 433.97
Lineage: Eukaryota; Fungi; Ascomycota; Sordariomycetes; Hypocreales; Hypocreaceae
Biological process (GO): retrograde transport, endosome to Golgi; phospholipid translocation
Cellular component (GO): endosome; trans-Golgi network
Source: RefSeq, a predicted model, not a curated record